Trichoderma gamsii is the source of this 633-nucleotide messenger RNA. RefSeq lists its product as hypothetical. Gene Ontology annotation, cellular component: extracellular region. Lineage: Eukaryota; Fungi; Ascomycota; Sordariomycetes; Hypocreales; Hypocreaceae. The record is from RefSeq and is a predicted model, not a curated record. The transcript has 3 exons. The coding region runs from base 1 to 633 and encodes 210 amino acids.
AUGGAAGAUGAGUCUAAUAUUGCUAUCUAUAGAAUGCAACUUGCUCAGGGAUUCGUCAUCGCCACCCUGGCUGUUGGAGCCAUAGCCCAGAUCAACUGCAGAGGAAGCGCAGCAUGUGUCAGGACGUCUCAGCAGAAUUCUCAAAAUAUUCUUAACGCUGUUCAGGGCAUCGACACCGGUCGCACGUACCAGAACGGCGAGCGAAUUGCUUGUGCGGGUAAUAUCUGUGCUUUCCUCGAGAAUACUGGUGGCAUCACCGGAGACCUCAUCCAGGAGCUUGUUCAGGACCUUGUCAAUACCGGCUGCGCGGCUGCAUCCUACCUUAUACAGGCACCUAUUGGAAUAAACCGCAUACUCGGCGAGGGCUUGCAAAUACUCAACAAGAAUUUGAACAACAACGCCAAAAAGGUUGACCAGUCGCGAAAGUGCGGUCGCAAUAAGGGUACCGUCAAGCUCAACACCAAGGUCGAUCCCAAGGGUGGUAACCAAGGCAGUGUUGAAAAUGAUGCCAUGGUUGUCAACGAAAACGACGGCGAAAACGAUCGUGAAGACGAUAGUGAAGACGAUAGCGAGGACGACAACAUGGGCAUCCAUCCUUUUUCAGAAUGGAUCACUCCAACUCUGAGAGUAUGA